AUGGUCAGCCUGAAGGAGAUGGCUCGGUCCGAUAAGGAGCGCGCCCCGCCAGCAUGGCUGCAUACGCUACUGGCGACAACGUUCUUUGAUGCAUGCCCGGAGCACUUGGAAAGCGAGGGCUGUGCUAACAGGAGGACCGCUACUAGCUGCAACUUCUUCUGCACUCACUGUGCUGGCCAUGCCCUUUGCUCUAGCUGCCUCGACAACCAUGAAGGCCAUGAACUCAUCCAGAUCCGGAAGUUAUCAGGCCACAAUGCUGUGAAGGUAGACGACAUUCAGCAUCUGCUAAGCGUGUCAUUUGUGCAGACCUACCUCUACAAUGGAGGCUAUGCCGUGUUCCUAAACAGACGGCCUAUGUAUGGUCUGGGAAAUCAUGGUGUGUCUCACUGUGAGGAAUGCGAAAGGGGACUUCUGGAUAAGGCUUACCGCUUCUGCUCAUUUGGGUGCAAGGCUGAAGGAAUAGAGGACCGACUUGAUUUUAACGUCUCAUUUGCUGUCAAUCCAAACAAAUAUGAGACAGAAUCAGAUGACAACGAAGGUUCAUUUUCAGAAGCUGGGUACCACAUGAGCAUCGUGUAG
Sorghum bicolor (sorghum) is the source of this 579-nucleotide messenger RNA. RefSeq lists its product as uncharacterized. The transcript has 3 exons. The record is from RefSeq and is a predicted model, not a curated record. Lineage: Eukaryota; Viridiplantae; Streptophyta; Magnoliopsida; Poales; Poaceae. The coding region runs from base 1 to 579 and encodes 192 amino acids.